Messenger RNA from Rangifer tarandus platyrhynchus (Svalbard reindeer), 2067 nucleotides. Lineage: Eukaryota; Metazoa; Chordata; Mammalia; Artiodactyla; Cervidae. The record is from the annotation of a GenBank genome assembly.
AUGGCCCCCGAGGCCGCCCCCCGCAACCUCCUGGUUCUCCUGCAGGUGCUGGGGCUCGCCCUGGCUCAGAUCAGAGGUCCGCCAGGAGAGCCGGGGCCUCCGGGCCCCCCAGGGCCACCGGGAGUGCCUGGAUCCGACGGAAUCGACGGUGACAAAGGGCCCCCUGGGAAAGCUGGCCCUCCGGGACCAAAGGGAGAGCCUGGCAAAGCGGGGACAGAUGGACCAGACGGGAAGCCCGGGAUUGAUGGUCUAACUGGAGCCAAGGGUGAGCCCGGUCCCACGGGGAUCCCUGGAGUCAAGGGCCAGCCUGGGCUCCCAGGGCCCCCCGGCCUGCCAGGCCCUGGCUUUGCUGGACCUCCUGGACCACCUGGACCUGUUGGCCUCCCGGGUGAGAUGGGACUCACAGGCCCCAAGGGGGAUCCUGGACCAGAAGGACCAUCAGGGCCCCCGGGACCCCCUGGGAAACCGGGCCGCCCUGGAACCAUUCAGGGCCUGGAAGGCAGCGCGGAUUUCCUGUGUCCAACCAACUGUCCAGCGGGCGUGAAAGGGCCCCCGGGGCUGCAGGGCGUGAAGGGGCAUCCAGGCAGACGCGGGCUUCUGGGAGAUUCCGGCCGCCAGGGGAAGCCGGGUCCCAAGGGAGAUGUGGGUGUCUCUGGAGAGCAAGGCAUCCCUGGACCACCGGGUCCCCAGGGCAUCAGGGGCUACCCAGGCAUGGCAGGACCCAAAGGAGAGACGGGCCCUCAGGGGUACAAAGGCAUGGUGGGCUCCAUCGGUGCUGCUGGGUCACCUGGUGAGGAAGGUCCACGGGGACCACCAGGCCGAGCUGGAGAGAAGGGUGAUGUGGGGAGCCAAGGAGUUCGAGGACCCCAGGGAAUAACAGGCCCAAAGGGAGUAACCGGACCCCCAGGCAUUGACGGCAAGGACGGGACCCCAGGCAUGCCUGGAGUGAAGGGCAGCGCAGGACAGGCGGGGCGGCCGGGAAACCCAGGCCACCAGGGCCUAGCGGGAGUGCCUGGUAUGCCUGGAACAAAAGGAGGCCCUGGAGACAAGGGUGAGCCGGGCAGGCAGGGCUUCCCUGGAGUCUCUGGUCCCCCCGGGAAGGAGGGAGAGCCAGGGCCUCGAGGAGAAAUCGGUCCCCAGGGCAUCAUGGGGCAGAAGGGUGACCAUGGUGAGAGGGGGCCAGUGGGGCAGCCAGGUCCUCAAGGCCGGCAGGGCCCCAAAGGGGAACAGGGUCCCCCCGGAAUUCCAGGGCCCCAAGGCUUGCCAGGCAUCAAGGGAGACAAGGGUUCCCCAGGGAAGACCGGGCCCCGCGGUGGAGUGGGCGACCCGGGGGUGGCUGGCCUCCCAGGAGAAAAAGGCGAGAAGGGCGAGUCCGGCGAACCAGGACCCAAGGGACAGCAAGGAGUCCGCGGAGAACCUGGCUACCCCGGCCCCAGCGGAGAUGCGGGCGCCCCGGGGGUGCAGGGCUACCCGGGGCUCCCGGGCCCUCGAGGACUGGUUGGAGACCGAGGCUUGCCCGGACAGCCCGGGAGGCAGGGCGUGGCGGGCCGAGAUGCCAGUGACCAGCACAUCGAGGACGUGGUUCUAAAGAUGCUGCAAGAGCAACUGGCAGAAAUGGCUGUGAGUGCCAAACGGGAGGCCCUGGGUGCAACUGGGAUGAUGGGUCCCCCAGGACCCCCUGGGCCUCCUGGGUACCCAGGCAAACAGGGACCCCAUGGGCACCCUGGCCCUCGGGGCAUUCCUGGCAUCGUGGGAGCCGUGGGUCAGAUUGGCAACACCGGGCCCAAGGGAAAACGUGGAGAGAAGGGCGAUCAGGGAGAAGUUGGCCGUGGGCACCCCGGGAUGCCUGGGCCCCCCGGGAUCCCAGGACUGCCUGGCCGGCCUGGUCAGGCAAUCAACGGCAAAGACGGAGAUCGAGGGGCUCCAGGGGCCCCAGGAGAGGCAGGUCGACCUGGCCUGCCAGGCCCCAUGGGGCUGCCAGGCUUCUGUGAGCCUGCGGCCUGCCUUGGAGCCUCAGCCUACGCCUCUGCACGCCUCACGGAGCCUGGAUCCAUCAAGGGGCCAUGA